Molecule: messenger RNA, 3625 nt
Organism: Colius striatus (speckled mousebird)
Lineage: Eukaryota; Metazoa; Chordata; Aves; Coliiformes; Coliidae
Gene: GALNT15
Product: polypeptide N-acetylgalactosaminyltransferase 15
Exons: 13
Coding region: 73-2052 (659 amino acids)
Cellular component (GO): Golgi apparatus
Source: RefSeq, a predicted model, not a curated record
UGCUCCAGCCCAGGCUUUCUACAUAUUAUUCCUGGACUAAGUGCUGCUUGCUUUGCAAUAUCAAAUUUAUGGAUGAGGAGACAACUUCAGUCUGACAGUAUGUUCUUGAAGAAGAAGUGCAGAUAUGGAUCGCGUAAGCUGCAAUUUCUCUUGUUGUUGCUGAUGCUGGGCUUUUUGCUAUUGAUGGUUACAACACUGAAUCCACCACCCAGCAACCAGACCAAGGAAGGGAUUUUCCAGCCUGUGGAAUUCAGCCCUCGGGAAGGGUAUCAGAUGGACUUUGCGGAGACCCAAGAGAUGCUGGAGACCCAGGAGGAGAGCCAGCAGUAUUACCCUUUGGAUGGGCUAUCGCCUUUCAUCUCCUUGCGGGAGGACGAGUUGAUUGUGGCCGUUGUGUCACCCGCUGGUAAAAGGAACCACAGCAGGGCCAGGAAGGGCUAUCGCAUGGUGAAGCAGCAGAGCAGGCCGCCGGAGGCGAAGGCAGAGGGGGACUCGGAGUCCCGGCUCCUGUCCCUUCCUCUGCGGGCUGAGGAGGGGGCUGCUGCGGGGGAGCGGCCACUCGGCCUGGAAACCCACGGCUUUAACGAAGCGCUCAGCGAGCGGAUUUCUCUGCGCAGGGAGCUGCCUGAGGUACGGCAUCCCUUGUGCCUACAGCAAGAAUAUGACUCCAGUUUGCCUACUGCUAGUGUCAUCAUCUGUUUCCAUGAUGAAGCCUGGUCUACUCUGCUGAGAACUGUGCACAGCAUUAUGGACACAGCCCCAAAGGCCUUGCUCAAGGAUAUCAUCCUAGUUGACGAUCUCAGCCAGCAAGGACCCCUGAAGUCAGCUCUGAGUGAAUACAUCUCUAAGCUGGACGGUGUGAAACUCAUCCGGAGCAACAAGAGGCUUGGAGUCAUCCGAGGUCGGAUGCUGGGAGCUGCCCGGGCAACCGGGGACGUGCUUGUCUUCAUGGAUUCACACUGCGAGUGUCAGAAGGGCUGGCUGGAACCCGUGCUGGCCCGCCUGGCUGGCAACCGAAACAGUGUUGUCUCCCCUGUCAUAGACGUCAUAGACUGGAAGACUUUUCAGUACUAUCACUCUGUGAGCCUGCACCGAGGUGGUUUUGAUUGGAGACUAAAUUUUCACUGGGAACGUGUUCCAGAGCAUGAAGAGAAGGUACGACAGUCUCCCAUCAGCCCUAUCAGGAGCCCUGUGGUAGCUGGUGCAGUAGUGGCCAUGGAUCGACACUACUUCCAAAACACUGGAGCUUAUGAUUCUGACAUGACCUUGUGGGGAGCAGAAAAUCUGGAGCUAUCUAUAAGGACCUGGCUCUGUGGUGGCUCUGUAGAAAUUCUUCCCUGCUCCCGCAUUGGGCAUGUCUAUCGAAGUCACUUUCCCCGUGCUUUCUCCUAUGAAGAGGCCAUUGUGAGGAACAAAAUCCGAAUAGCAGAGACUUGGCUGGGCUCUUUUAAAGAGAACUUCUACAGGCACGACACAGUGGCUUUCUUAAUCAGCAAGGCAGAGAAGCCAGACUGCAGUGAGCGCCUUCAGCUACAGAAGAGACUGGGCUGUAGAAAUUUCCAGUGGUUUCUAUCAAAUGUGUACCCUGAACUCUCCCAACCUGAAGACACACCAAGAUUCUCUGGCAAGCUUUACAAUACUGGUGCCAGCUUCUGUGCAGAUUACAGACCCGGAAGAGCCAUCGCAGAAGGCUCUAUCCAACUCUCCCCUUGCAGUGACAGUGUCACCCAGCACUUUGAAUAUAACAGCAUGAAGGAAAUCCAGCUUGGUUCUGCUCUGCUGUUUUGCUUUGAUGUCAGACACGGGAAGGUUAUCCCUCAAAACUGUACAAAGGAGACAGACCACAGCCAGCAGCAGUGGGAUGUUCAGGAGAAUGGAAUGAUUGUCCAUAUCCUUUCUGGCAAAUGCAUAGAGGCAGUGAAAAGCAAAGAUGAGAAGGACUUGGUCUUGCGUGCAUGUAACAAGAAUCCAAACCAGCACUGGAGUACUGUUGAACAAUCCAACAGGGUUAUAACCAUAACAGCAGCCUCAGGUUUAUGUUGCAAGCCCUAACGGAGUGACUGGCAGGGAGUACUCUUGGCACGAUGAACAUUGGAAAUGUCCUGCAGAACAUCUGUCCCUCCAGAUAAUCCUCAUUUUGACCCUUGACAACAAAAACCUGUUGUUUUUUGUCUGUAGCCCUUAUCUAGAUCAUUCCAGCUGUGCCAGUACCAUUAAAACCUUCCACACUGCGUGGAUCUAGUCCUGCCAGGACGGCAAAUUCCCCCUCUGAAGUGAUAAGGACGUAAAGCUGCAAGCAGGGUAAGAGCAAUUAAUACCUGCUCCUAUACAAGGUCUCACCAGUGCAGUUAUGUUAUUAAAAAUGUUUAAAACACAUCUGCAAAAUAAAUAGUAAAAUGCAAAAAAAAUAACAACCCUCAACCCCUAGAUGUGGACAAAGUCCACAUCCAGCAAGAGCACAGGACAGCCGUAUCCUUUUUUCUUGGUUUUGGCAAUAAUAAGACAAUCCUAAUGGAGAACACAGGAGAGCAAAUCACAGCAGGAGAAAUGGCAGGACAUUUGAGGAGGUUAUUUCUCAGACUGUGAGAAUGUGCAGGUGGUCAUCUGUUCUACUGAGACCAAGAUUUUUCGCUUUCUGCUGGACGUGUCAGAAAUACGCACAAAUCUAAACGUGAUGUUUCCUCUCUGCCCCAUUUGAGAGGCUCAUCUCUCUUAGCUUUCUGGUUGUUUUCUGCCCAACUGGCUAGAAUGAAAAAACAAGGAUGGAAUUUCCACCAGCAAAAUAACUAUAUUGUGAACUACAGUCUUGGAAUCGUCAGUUCUUGGCAGGCAUGAGCAAUGAAUUACAAUAGCUCUAUCUGGGAGAAAAUAUAGAAAAGAGUCUGCAUGGUAAAAACCUGCAGAGUGUCAGAAUGAGCAAAAGUCAACAGAAUUUACAUUGAUCAAACACAUUUGUCAGGUUUAAAAUAUGACAGUCAACCCAUUAAGAGUAGACUAGUGAAACUCAGUAGUUUCAGGUUUUCUGAAAAGGAUGUUUCUGAAGAGUCACUAUACCCCCAGGCACAGAUGGUGUCUCUUCAAAUCUCACUAAGGCAUUUUGCUCCUCAGUGUGUUGCACAAGUCAGGAGCACCAAGAGCAUGCGCAACACAGUGAGAGUGUGUUCGGGUGCCUCCGAUGGCAGGGCCAACAGCCUGACCUCAUGAGCAAGGUAUGGUGAUAGAGGCCGAUUCAAAUCAGGUAUCCUUAUCAGGAGGGUAUUGCAAUAGAGAUUGCAUAGCUGCUGAACAAAAUAAGAGAACAAAAAGAACCCAGCAACAAUGUACGCACACAAAAAAAAUCCAAACCAAAACCAGACUCGUUACUCACUGAGUAAAGUCCUCUGAAGAGUCAAACUUUAGAGGAAGCAAAACUAUUCACAGAUUGGUGUCAAGUGCCAGCCUACGUGGAGGGAUGGUGCAGGGUGAGAAACACUGUGAUAUUUUAUCUCAACAUAUUCAGAAUGAAAUGAAUCAGUUCCUAAAUGCUGAAAUGCUUCAACUGACAUUUUUUGACCAAACUGAUUUUUAUGAAUUUAAAAUCUCCUACCUAUUUUUCAGUUCAAUAAGAAAUAAACAAAACAGGAAC